CGCAGGGAUUACAAUAGCCGCUGCCGCUGUCCGUGUUGCUUUACUGUGGAUUUUGGGAAGCUGAUCCCGCAGAGCAGGGGUUAUUCCCCACCGAGAGCCAUUCCUCGCCCACUAGCGAAGGGUUCGGCGCUUCUUCCCUGGGCUCUGGAUGCUAAAGCUGGGCUGGAUGGUGGGAUCUCUCUGGCGCUGAAGACGUGCAAGCCUGCCCGCAGGGACCUUUAAAUGGAUCGCCAAGCCAGCCUGAUAUCUCUCUGGCUUCAGUUAGAGCUGUGUGCCAUGGCCAUCCUACUAACCAAGGGGGAAAUCAGAUGCUACUGUGACGCUCCACACUGUGUUGCGACUGGCUACAUGUGCAAGUCGGAGCUGAAUGCCUGCUUCUCAAGGCUCCUUAACCCCCAGAACACAAACUCUCCUCUCACCCACGGCUGCUUGGACUCCCUGACCAGCACCACGGAGCUGUGCAAGGCAAACACCGAGCAGAAUCACACAGGUGCGCCGGCGCUGAGGUUGGAGUGCUGUCACGAAGAUAUGUGCAAUUACAGAGGUCUGCACGAUGUUCUGUCUCAUCCCAGGAGUGAUACAUCAGGUACAGGAGGCAGACACCAACAUGACAACACAAGGAACCUCAUCACGAAGGUCCACGAAUUGACCUCAUCCAAAGAACUGUGGUUCAGGGCAGCUGUCAUAGCCGUGCCCAUAGCUGGGGGACUGAUCCUGGUGCUCCUCAUAAUGCUUGCACUUCGAAUGCUGCGCAGCGAAAACAAAAGACUAAAAGAUCAGAGACAACAGAUGCUGUCACGGCUUCACUACAGCUUUCACGGCCACCAUUCAAAAAAGGGCCAGAUGGCCAAAUUAGACUUGGAGUGCAUGGUGCCAGUGACUGGUCACGAAAACUGCUGCCUGACCUGUGACAAACUGAGGCACACGGACCUUAGCAAUGACAAAAUCAUCUCAUUGGUCCAUUGGGGGAUGUACAGCGGACACGGCAAGCUGGAAUUUGUAUGACCGCCUUCCUGAGACAAUGGUCCAGUAGGGGGCCUUUUGGAUCCUGCUGGAUGGGAGCACUUUAUCUUUAUUUUUAAACAAAAAUGAACUGAUCCUUAGGUGGACAAAAUUGGGAUCUUUGCACAGCAAAUAUUUAAUGUUUCCUGUGUGGGGUCCAAAAAUGUCAUAUUUGCACAGAAAGAGCAACGGACUCUCUUUUAUUUGCUUAACAUUGAAAAAUGUAGAAGCUGUACACACUGUCACAAUGUGUUUUUUUUUUUGAGUUUUAGGGAGCUAAUAUUGUUAUUGAAAUAAACUGUACACAAUGUACAAAUUCCUAUAUAUGUUUAUUGUAUAGAAGGUUAUUUUUUUUUUUUUUUAAAUAUAUAUUUUUGUCUGGAA
Molecule: messenger RNA, 1386 nt
Organism: Xenopus tropicalis (tropical clawed frog)
Lineage: Eukaryota; Metazoa; Chordata; Amphibia; Anura; Pipidae
Gene: bambi
Product: BMP and activin membrane-bound inhibitor
Biological process (GO): negative regulation of transforming growth factor beta receptor signaling pathway; positive regulation of canonical Wnt signaling pathway
Cellular component (GO): membrane
Source: RefSeq, marked provisional